CAAGUACAAUAUCUUAUUUACAUAUUUGACUGAUAGUACCUAUUGGUAGGGUAAAAUAUUCCCGUUAUAUUUGGCGUUUACGAGAUUAUCUGCAUGAGUGGAUCUGUAUUACAAGUAGUUCACAGUGAGUUGGUUUAAUGAAUUGAAAAUGUUGAUAAGGACUUUAUAAUGUGAAUUGUGUGGAUGGCGUGAUUCACCAUGGAAAAUAUUAUCAUGUGGAUUUGAAUCCAUUGUGGAUUACAAGAUGAUUGCAGUGGAUAUACUGGCUGAUAAGCUUAAGGACCAGAAACUUGAAGAAUGUGCCAAAACUAAGGGAAAAUCUCCGAUUACAUUUAUACAGCCAGGAGAAGGGUUUAAAUUGUCCAAGAAUGCUGAGGCAGCCAUUAAAGGCUCAGGGAAAAAAGUAUGGACGGUUAAAUUAAAUUCUGGGGACCGAAUUUCUGGUCUUACAAAAACAGAACCUCAUUCCAUUCGUAAGAAAUCUGACGAGGGUCAUCAUAGGACAGAUGGCCGACGCUCAUAUCAUGAUGACAUUUUAUCUAGAAAAGAGACUAGAAGAUCAAGCCAAGACUUACAGAGGAGUAAACUGUCUCCACAUAAACAAACAAGUCAGGAUAUUUGUGAGGAUGAAUUGUCUCAGAUCUCAACAGCCUGUGAUAACGGGAAUUCCGUAGACCCGCCCACCAAAAGACAUUGUACUGAUGUGACAUCAAAAUGGCAGCCAAAAGAAACGGAAGUUUGGAAGCCAAUUCCUGUCAUUGAUAAAGAACAUCAUUUUAGUCCAGCAUUUAGUGAUCAUUUACACUGUGAUAUUUUUACACCACCGGAAUCUCCCGUACCUCGUCCACUUUCAGCAUCUACAUAUCCCGGUUGUUAUGACAACAUGUAUAGUCCCAUUGGUGCAUCAUGGCUUGAACAAACAACUUUUAACAAAUUCAAUGCUUUUAAAAACCGUAGUCUUUCUUUUGAGGAUGAGAUUUCGUGUAGUAACGCCUCAGGAUCAACUUCAUCUGUACAGUUAGUACAUCAUCAUCACCAUCACCAUCAUCGUAAUAAAAUACCUCGGUGUCGAUCACAACCUUCAGUUCUCUACGACAGAAAAUGUGGUAUUAAACGUCGCAGAGAUUAUGAGCAUCGACCAAAAUUAAACUUUCACAAAAUGACAGAGACAGCUUAUGAGAAGUUUCCAAAAUCAACACCAGUACCUACUUUGGGCAAAGAGAAAUCAAGAUUUCAUGAAGAAUUAGAGUCUGUGAUGAGUUUAAUGCCAAUUGCUAGUUCUCCAUUAGACAAUGAUUUUCCAUUGAAAGCUGCUAUGGAAUCACGGACAAGUCCCAUAACAGAGAUGGAACAUUGUCGCAGUGAUAGUACAGAAUUUAUUGACUGUGAAAAUUAUGACGAUUCUCUUGUCAAAGGUCCAGUAAAACUUGUUGGUGAUGAUGAUGAAGAUGAAGAAAUUUUCAAGCUUCAGGAAGACCUUGAUUUAGAACAAAUUGAAAAUCAUUAAGAAAAUUGAUGAAUGAUUUUUUUUGUUGGUUGUUUUUGUUGAUAUUCUGCUGUGAUUAAGCCUAAUAUUGUUUAGCUUUAAAUAAUGUUUUAAAACGUUCAGUAUUUCUUUUUAUUGAUUUAAGAUGUUAGAGAAUACAAUGUACUGGCAUUUUUUUGAUUCUUUUAUAGGGUUUGAAAUGUUUUUCAUUGAUAAUGGUAUUUAAAAAUUCUAAAUACUUUUAAAAAUGUUCUGUUCAUUUUAAUUCAAGUCUUGUUCUUCUGUAAGAAACAAUAGAUCUCAUUCAGUGUCUUGGACUUCUUCGUCAGCUAGUGCAUUAAAAUAUAAACAAACCUAUUAUGGGUUGUACGUAAUUUGCAAACUCAGUCACACCUGUACAUAUAUAAUCACUUGAAAGGUUAAAAUGACCAAGAAUUACAUAGUAAUUAGUGUUAUCUUCAUAAGAUUUUGUAUUUUGUAUUCAUUAUGAAUCACAAUAUAUAAUUUGAGUAAUUAUUAUAUAGUUACAUGAUAAUUUCUGUAGAAAUGAAUGGUUAUUUGUCAAACAAGUUAAAGAUUGCACUGCAAUGAUAUUGUGAAAUUCUGCCUAGCCUUGUGAUAUAUUGUUAUCCUUUAGAAGGAGAAAUAAAGGUAUUAUUGAAAAGGUUGUGAUCAGUUAAGUGUUUCCAAAACUGCAUAAUGAAUAUCAAAGUUAAGAAAAUUAGUUGUCAUAAUUUUCGGCAAGAUCAAGGGAGGUUACUACAACAAAGAAACUUUGUCAGCAUGAGUCAUUAUUGUAAUAUGAACUUCAGGCAACUAAAAAUGUUCAAUAGAUGAUGAUGUCACAGUACUGUAUUGUAGUUUUUAAAUUACUUACAUUCAAAUCAUUACAUGUAACGUCACAGGCCAUACUGCAGUAUAAACACAUAGAAUAUGACUAGAAGGUCACCAAUAGUUAAUUGAAUGUAUUACUACUAUGGAGGUGUUAUAUUAAAAGUGUCUUGUACAGUUGACUUAGUGAAUAGACCUGGAUGAAGGGAAAUAAUUCAUUUGUCAGUACAUUUACCGUAAUGGGUUUCCAGAUGACUUUCCGGUAUUUCUUUGAAAAAUAUCAAAUAUUAUCUUUGUUAAUUAGAGGAGGAACACCACUAAUUCUUGGCCCUAUUACUUUCAAUGUUCUUCAACUUCCAGCAUUUUAGUACUCUUUUUUUCUACUAAGGAUUUUAUAUGACUGGAUCCCAUAUCCUAGGUCUACUUUGUUAAAUUUUGUACAAGUUUAAUACUAUUUACCAUCACUGUGAUUAUUUAGUUACACAUAUUUAUCCAUCUUUUUGUCAUUUGACAUAAGUAGAUAGAACAAUACUCCAAUGUAUGGUAGCUAGUGUCACAUUAGUUAGAAGCUAACAUGUUUUACAUAGUUUGACAUAAAUUACAUUUUCAUUGGUCACACUUAAUUUUGAGUACUAAAACAAUGGAUAUCAACCUUUUUUAAAAUCGGGUGUAUUUCACAUAUCUGUAUUAAUUGCAAAAACUGUACAGUAAUUAUUAAAUUAACUGACCCUUCACAAGAAAAUUGGUCAUCACUAAGUCUGGCUGUUACAGCUUAUAACAUAUUUGCCAUCAGUUCUUACAAUUCAGGGUAUUUUUAUAAGAUAUUAAAAUAACAUAUUUCAUUUGAUAAAUUCAGCGAUUUUUUUCUAAAAGUUUUUUAAUGAUGGUUGAACGUUAGACAUUUUCAGUCUGAGGAGAAAAUAUGGAUGUUUUUUCCUGUUAUGGACUAUCAUAUUACACUAAACAUUCCAGAUUUUUGGAAACAAUGCUUAUGUCUGAAAUAUAAUUUUCUGAUGAAUAAUGUAUAAUUAAGUCGACCUGACCUUUUUCUGAAUGCAAAAUUGAAAAUAAAAUACAAGAUUAAGCAGAAAACAUUUUUCAAUCUAAUUUAUUUUGAUGACUAUAUAUUUUUAUUAAGCUUAAGAUCAGAUUACUGACAGAAAAUUUGACAAGACUUUUGAGAUUAUGAAUGGAUUAAUACCGUUAAAGGGUCAAGGUUGAGUGUUAUCAAUACUAUGAACAAAUCAUGUUUUAAUUAAAAGAGUACAACAGCUUAUAAUAAUUUAAUCUGUAAGUACUUAUUAUAAAGUUAUUUGUUUACCUUUUUUAGAUUUAAAAAAUGAACACUUUGUGGUUUUUUGAUUUAUAAUUUAAAAUCUAUUUUGUUUGAAGAAGUUUUAAAAUCAGUCUGAUUAUGUAUGAAUGAUUAGGCUUGGACAAAUCUGUGGUCAAGAUUAUACUAUUUCUUGACCAGUUUACAAGUUUGAUAAUUACUUUCAAAUUUCAUUUUUAAAUGUGAAUAAUCUGACACUUGUCAUAGUUAAUUCUAUGAAUGGUAUUGAAGGCACUGAAAAAAACACCAUGUAAAUUGUUAUAUUUUUGUAACGGGACCCUCUGUGUACACUAUUUCAAAUUUGUUUAUACAUGUAGAUGUUUAUUUUCAAGUUCAAAAGUUUUAUCUACAGAUGAAAAUAAAAAGACAGAAAUAAGCUUAAUAGAGCUUUUAUUUAGUCUUAUUACAAACAAAAUAUUUAACAUAAUGUUUAAAUUUCCAAAUUCGAAGUGAGAUCAAAAUGUAAAUGGAAUAUAUUUGAUCCUGUGUAAUUUUUUGGUAGACUUAUAGACUUGUCCUUCUGUUUCUUUUUGGAAUUAAGUUAAACUUAUAUCUAAAGACACAUACAUGCUUUGUCAAAUGAUUUUAUUUAAUUGGUUAAAAUUAUGAUAUUGAAAUAUGCCUAGAUUACAUCUAAAAACUCAUUUGCAGUGCUGUAUUUCUUGGAAAGAUUUUAUCCAUUUAUUACAGAAGGAGUCAAAUAAAUUGGUUUAAAUGGCAUGGGUUCCAUUAACUACACUAUUUAAUAGUAUUAAAUCUCUCAUCCAAAUAAACAAAUACUGACUGAAAAAGGCUGAUAAUCUUCUAGUGCUAGGAGCGUUUAAAAUUAUUUUUGUCAUGAGCACCAAUGCCUAGUUCGAAGAGUUGCUGAGCAUUUGUAAAGGGCAUUAAGAAAAGAUGGUUUCAUUCUAAUAUACAUUUUAAACAGUGACUGCUCUCAUUCACGGACAAAAUGUUAGGUAUAUGUGAUAACCAAUACACAAAACAGAGAACCAAGAUAUAUAGUGGUGAUCCUUAGAAAGGAGCUUAUACAGAGUAUAUGAUAAACAUAAACUUUUAAGUACAGAUUGUAGACUCCCUAUGUUUUGAAAUAUGCAAGGUGACGGAGUUUGUGCUUUCAGAGAAAGUUUUGUUUAUUUAUGAAAAAGAUUUGUUCAAGAUUUAAUUAUUGAAUAGAGAGAUUAUAUGAUAAUCUUGUGUGAUAAAGUGAGAUUGUUUAUAAUUAUAAAUUAUGAAUAUAAGAUAGAUUUAUUUUUAAUUUAUUUUGUGCACAGAAUAUUAGUGUAAAGCAAGUUUUAAAUGAUAAAUAGAAUUUCAAUAUAUUUGCAAAAUAUCUUAGUUAAAUAGUCUGCACAAAGAAAUUUGGACAUGCUCUCUAUGCCUCAUGUAAAAUCAGCAACAAUAACUUGAAAUUUAAUGAAAUAUAAAAUUUCUAUAGUGACUGACAAGUACAAUAUCUAUUGACCAAUUUUUUUAGUUGAAUAUGGUUUAUUUUAUGAAAGUAUGAAUUGAGAAGAAAGAUUGUUUUAUUUUUGUGUAUAAUUACAUACAAAGUUUUAUAUUUUUACUAUCUAUUGUAUUACUACAUACUUAAGAAUUCAAGAGUUGUACCACUGACAAGGUUAAUGAAUUCAAAGCGAAACAAAUAAAAGAAAAUCUUAAAAACUCUUUAUUUGUCCAAAUUGUAUUUUCAAAAUAGCAGUUGCAAUGCAUUUAUAUUCCAAAGGGAGUUAUCCCCCAUUGUUUCCUGUUUAAAUCCAGAACAUUGUUAAAAAUCCAUUUCAUUUCCAACAUAAAUCCAUCUAUUGUUUACCAUUUCAUGUUGAUAUUGUUGAUGUAAAUAUACAGCAGAUUUUUGUGUUACUAUGGUGACCAUAUUUAUUACUUUUUGUGUUGACACAAUGUUAGAGUUUAAUAAAUAAUUUAAAUUUG
Molecule: messenger RNA, 5582 nt
Organism: Mytilus trossulus (common blue mussel)
Lineage: Eukaryota; Metazoa; Mollusca; Bivalvia; Mytilida; Mytilidae
Product: protein FAM53A-like
Exons: 6
Coding region: 245-1507 (420 amino acids)
Biological process (GO): protein import into nucleus
Cellular component (GO): nucleus
Source: RefSeq, a predicted model, not a curated record